AUGUCUGAGGCUUCUCCCCCUCAAGGGGUGUUGCCUGAACGGUCUGGUCCGUCCAGUCCUUCGAGCGCAAAAGAUGGAGGUGAUGCGGCUACCUUCUCUUCUCGGAGUGACCCUCUGGUCCGUCCAGAGACCACUCUAGAGUCUGCUCCGGCAGAAACAACACAUAACGAAGAAGAAGUUGGCAGCUCGGUCCGUCCGACUCCAACUGGCAUCUCUGCUCCGGCAGAUACAAUACACAAUGAAGAAGAGGUUGACUAUUUGGUUCGUCCAGAUACAGCCGGACCCUCUGCUCCGGCAGAUACACAAUUCGAGCAAGAAGAUAAGGGGGCUCCUUUAGGUGACCCCUUAGACAUUAAUAAGGGCUUCGACAUCUUGGACCUCGGGCACGAUGAUGACAACGAAGUACUUGAUGAAGUCCAGACUAGUGGUCUCGAACCUCAGGAUAUCAUUGAGGAAGACGUUGAAAUGGAGGAGGGUGAAGAUAUCCAACCUGCUGAACCCUCCCGCAAGGGAAAGGAGAAAGUUGCGGACAUUACUAGUAAGCAUGAAUGGGCCGACAUGAGCAGCAGUUUUAGCCUGCAGGAAGGUGAGGAAGGCCACGAUGAUGCUCACGAUGCCAAGCGGAUGCGCCAGGAGUUCCAGCCGAUGCCUGAGGAAGACGCCAUGGCGAUUGCGGUGGGUCGGAGCAAGACCGACGCCAUCAAGCGAUUGGAAAAAGGUACGUCUGCCGCUGCAGCUAUCGGUCUGAAGUUGAAGAGGGAGGCGAGAGAGGAGCCGGUCGACGAAUCUACGCUAGCAGUCCUCGAGGAGGGGGUGCCUGCGUAUAGAGAUUGCCCAAAGGCGAUAUCAGUGCCAUGUCUCUUCCAGCGUUGGGGAGAUCACAAGGAGUUUGGUGGAGUGAAAGCCCAGCACGCUAAUUUCAGUUACCGAUUGCGCAUCGACUUUGGGCGUUAUGGUCGUCCGUCAAUUCAGCUGACUAUCCGUCGAAGCAAAGUCUUAUCCAAACCGUUGGACACUGCAGCGAGGGACAGCUACUACGAAGUCAAGUUCAAGUGGCAGCCUGGUUGCGUGACCGAUGUGCAGGUGCAGGUGGACUAUGGCGACCAAGAUAAUGAAACUCGCACUGAGAUAACACGAUGGAUGAUCGAGAGCAUGAUGCUUACGCCUUUCAUGGAUGACAGAGAUGUUCUCAUUGACAAGGGACUCUGGCAGCACUCGCCGCGAUCGCAGGUCGAGCGUCUGAGCGAUGAAGAUAAGGCCCGACUUGUGGCUCUAAGCUUCAAUGGACGACACGGUCAGAUCGAGACUAACAUCAACGUAGCUGCUCUCCAGCUAGGUGUUCGCGAUCCGCCAACCCUUAGGCUUCUCGGGGAUCUUUUCGGUAAGGAAGAUGCAGGGUUGACCAUCCUGUUCUUAGUACCAGAUUACAACGGGGUGAAUCCCAAUCAGACCUCAAGAGACGCCUACGGCUUCAUGCACAAUGAGUUUAGUUGGUUUAAGCUCAUGUAUGAUGGUAGGUGGCCACCUGACCACCCUUACCUUGACGAUGAGCAUGAAUUGAACAUCACCUUGGACAUGAGGGACAUCAGCACCUUCAAGAACAGGAUGUAUGUCGUUUAUUCAAAGGACGUCACCAAGCGGCAGAACGCCCAAAAGCAGGAGACUGGUGUCAUAACCUAUUGGCCAGAGCCCCACGGCUUCUACACUCAUGAUUUGGAUAUGUACUACCACAGCGUGAAGGCAUAUUGCAUCCCACUCAUGGUCAACGUUGUCCGUUCAUGGCAGUGGGAGCGCCCAGCGGAGGGCGUAAGAACCAAGGUUUCGGAAGCACAGGAUACUCGUAUGAAGACUUUCUACGUUUUCGUAUGGCUUCCCAAGGAUAACAGACUGCGUGUUCCAGCAGAUCAGUCGCCAUGGCACAUCGAAUUUGCUGAAGAGCACUGGGGCCAUCAGGUCCAUCAGCCAAAGAAGAGUAGAUGGACAGGAUAUGUUAGGAAUUUGACCCAUCGAGAGCUUAUGGCUACCGGCGCUUCCUUUGUGUUGGCUUGCAACAAGCCACGGAGAGCUCAAUGGGUCGAAUCAGCCGAUGACUGCACUGAGAUCCAGCAUUACCAGCAGAUCCGCAUGACCCAAAUUGUGAGCAAAGAGUCUGCACAGCGUGUCCUCGCGUCGGUUCGAGAGUUUGCUGAGCUGUCAAGAGACGACCUCGAAGCCCUUCAGAUGACCCUUGCAUAUGACAAAGAGGUCAGACAGGAGGUGAGCGACCCUCUUCACCAUGGCCAUUUUGCCCAGGAGGGUGUGGAGGAGAAGUGCGUUGAAGCUUGGCAUAAGAUUGUCAAGUUGCUCGCACCUCAACUGGACGAGGGGCAGCUAGCCUUGCUUACUGAGGGCUUCCAGCAUAUCUACAAUCGAUCUAAGAUCGUACUGGGUGGAGCUGGUUGUAAGAAGACCACCACAUUUGCAUUGGCAGCUGUGAUCAUGGGCGUUAGCGAGGAUGACCAUGAGACGGCAGAGUCCGUUGCAUGUCAGAAGUAUCUGCGUUUCGUGCCGCCAGCUUCUGAAAAAGAUGCCUUGGUUCGAGCACAGGCAGAAGACGAGUCGGCCAUGCACGUAACCGGCACAGCGCGAGACCCCAACUACUGGCAUGAGCUCGACGAUGCCGUUGGAAUCGCUCAAGCUGAGGCUGGCUUAGCGGAAGCCAUGGCCAAUGAUCCUUCCAUUGACCAUGACGCAGCAGCAGCAAAGAUGCAACAGAUACUCCUCGACUGGGAGAGACUGAAGGCCGACUAUGACCGGAUGGCCGAGAAACCCAGCAGGGCCAACGAGUUUCCGGUGCGGCACUCGCUUCCGUAUGCUAUCCAAAAAUACGAGCAUAGUCGAGGCGCACUUCUGGCAGAAGCUGGAGAUCCGAAAACGCUGGCGUUGGAUUUCCGAAAGGCCACUGAUAAUCCCACCGGUGUCAUUCUCGACGACUGCACGGUGGUGGGAUGUACUUAUGUCAGCUCCGCUCAUGAGCUGAUGAAUUGGUACUUUAAACCCUCCGUGGUUUUCCAUGAAGAAGCUUCUCGAGCCAAGUUGUCCACUGUUAAAUGUGCACUCAUCUUUCGUUACGUAAAGGCGCACAUCUUCUUGGGUGACAUUCGACAGCUGAAACCGUUUGACGCGGCUUCCCACGUCAGCGAGUUUAACAAGGUGGGCAAGAUGUUCAUCUUAGACUGGUUGAUCCAGAAGAAGCACGGAUACACCUGGCUGAAGGUCGACUAUCGAAACCACCCAGAUAUCCUGCAAUUCCCAAACCGCGAGUGGUACGAGAACCUGCUGGAAAGUGCCCCGUGUGUCUACGAAUGGGUCCCGCAGCUCGACAUCUGGACCAAGACAUUCCAGGAGCAAUACUCAGUCGUGGUGAAGAGUCAAUACUACUGCAUCAAUGUGCCACGUGGAAUUUCGCAGGUUAUGGAAGGUGGAACCUCGCUGCAGAAUUUCGCCAACGCCGAGGUUAUAGCUUGUCUGUGUCUUUCUUUUGUCAAGAAUGGCAUGCAACAGAGGGCAAACACCGUCGCUGUCUGCGUUGGCCUAGACGGUAUCAUCCUGGUCACAAUUGACCAGUAUCAGGGCGAAGAUAACGACUUCGUUAUCCUCGACUUGACGGCCACCCAAAAGGGUGCCCUUUUCGUCGAUGGGGAGCCGAUGUACCAAGAAGCUACCUCUCAUCUCACCAGUGAGAAUCGACUGUGUACGGCCUUGACAAGGGCGAAAUAUGGCUGUGCGAUUGUCGGCGCAGCUCAGUCUUUGGAGAGAGCUCUGGCCAACUCUGAGAAAGGGACAGGUCUGGUGUCUUGCAUCCACGAUGCCAUCGAUCGUGGCAUCAUGAUCACCGAUCUCACUGAGGAUGAAAGUAACUAUGUUCAGGAUCAGAUCAAGCAGGGUGCUGGAUAUCGAGAUUUCAUGGCCGAAACAGCCAUGGAUAGACAGUACUCCUGGAUGGCUAGCUUUCGUCAGAGUCAGCUUGCGAGGCAAAACAGGACCAAGAGGCACGGCGCCUAUGGAAGACCAACUGGGCCUACAAUCACUUACCCUGGACCUGAUCAAGGCAAGCAGUUUCAACACUUCCCUCCUUUGGUGCGAGAUCGCGCCAAAGAACGCCAGGCUGCUCCGAACGUUGUUCCCUCCACAGACAAACAGGAGACUCGUAACACUCGCAGGCCGGGCAGCAAGCCCUCCAAGGCUGCUCGAGCUGCCGCUGAGACUGCCACAGAAAAGCUCUCAAGCGGUUGCAUGAGGUUAGAAAAGCGCUAA
Messenger RNA from Endocarpon pusillum Z07020, 4296 nucleotides. RefSeq lists its product as uncharacterized. The transcript has 5 exons. The record is from RefSeq and is a predicted model, not a curated record. NCBI's taxonomy places the organism in Eukaryota, Fungi, Ascomycota, Eurotiomycetes, Verrucariales, Verrucariaceae. Bases 1 to 4296 code for a protein of 1431 amino acids.